AUGCGCUCGCAUCAUGGAUGCUUGACAUGUCGACAGCGAAAGCUCAAGUGUGACGAAGCCAAGCCUACGUGCGGACAGUGUACGAAAUCUGACAGAGAAUGCAUCUUUUCACAAGACACGAAGUUCCGCCAUUUCGACGUCCAAGGUCUGCUUGGGCAAGGACAAGAGAAGACAUUAGCAGGGCGUGCUGUAACUGAGGGACUCUUUGCCAAAGACCAUGUUUGGAUUGACAUUCCCGGCGACCUUACGUUUGUGAACAUCGCAAACCCAUACGAAGAUGACACGACGGCUUUCGAAGACGAAUUGCUAUUGCGGCAUGCAGGUGAUGGACUUACUUAUACUCGCUCCGACGAUAUCCCGCCGGCCCGGUGGGAUAGCACCUUACCGACGCCUCCCUCGCAAGAUUCAGGAAGCCAGCUUGAUCCUGACGCGGUGUCUCGGAUAGAUUGCGCUCAAGAGCCUCCGCGAGAAGUUCCAAACACACCAGAUAUCUUGUUGAACGACAGUAACAUCGAAACUUUCGGAACUGUAUCUCCUCCUACAGAGAGGGGCCCUCGAAGCUCUGUUGUCUACACACCACCGAUACUCGAAGCAGACGAUGAUGUUCCUGUGGAUGAAGACAUCAACGACCCAGAAACAAGUGUCCUUGGGCUUCAACUUCUUAGACACUUCCGAGAAGGUCCAGGGCAAUGGAUGGAUCUCUUCGACACAAGUGCCCACUUCUCUUGCAAGAUACCAAUACGAGCAACUACACGGCCCCUGCUCAAAUCAGCCAUUUGCGCCCUAGCGGCGAAGCAUCUAUCACGAACUCAAAGCGACAACUGCGAGAAACAAUCUACCCGCAGCGCUAGAGCAUCACUUAGCUCUCCGACUUCCAGGACACCAGAUUGGCAAUACCACGCCGUCCGAUACUACCACCAAGCGAUCCGCUGCCUGAAGCAUGCUAUUGCUCUCGGUGGAUACGAUAAUACCCGAGAUAUGGACGGUGGUCGACACACCGAUACCUUCGCUGCAGUUGCCAUUCUGUGCAUGUAUGAGCUGAUGAAUGCUCCGGGGAACGCAUGGAAGGCGCAUCUGACGGCUCUGCCCCUGUAUUCUGCGUCAGACAGUAACCUUACUGGCUGCUCACCAGUACCCAUCCCACAGUCCCCAAUCAAGGGGCCAAUAUUCUGGAGCUUGGCUAGGCAGGACUUUCUCUGCGCGUUCAUCAGCGAGACGCAAACUCGUCUGAACCUCGACCACGUUCGCCUCUGGCAGAACUUUGGCCUAGCGACAGACGAAAAUAGCCUCCUCCUCCCCUUCAGCCCCUUUUGUACCGCCGAUAUCCGUGCCUCGACCGACGUAGACGAAGACUCGAAAAGCAACGAGCUCCUCUGGCUCCUCGGAAAGGUUGUAAACUUCAUUACCUCGGGAGAUGGCAUCAUACCGGAAGACUACUCCAGACCAGCGGGCCAACGCAUGUCUCUUGGGGUCACACAAGAGCUGCUCCUCCAGCGAUGGGAGAAGCUUGAGAUGGAGCUGCAAAGAUGGUACGAAAGCCUCCCGCCAACUUUUGCCCCGAGUGCCAGAACCAAGUACACGACGUCGACGGAGGGCGGAGAAAAUGUCAAGGAUAUGGAGAUGAUAUGUUAA
Molecule: messenger RNA, 1632 nt
Organism: Colletotrichum siamense
Lineage: Eukaryota; Fungi; Ascomycota; Sordariomycetes; Glomerellales; Glomerellaceae
Gene: AMTR1-1
Product: Transcription activator AMTR1
Exons: 6
Coding region: 1-1632 (543 amino acids)
Biological process (GO): positive regulation of transcription by RNA polymerase II
Cellular component (GO): nucleus
Molecular function (GO): transcription cis-regulatory region binding; DNA-binding transcription factor activity, RNA polymerase II-specific; zinc ion binding
Source: RefSeq, a predicted model, not a curated record